This is a messenger RNA of Trichosurus vulpecula (common brushtail), 1761 nucleotides long. RefSeq names its product PIF1 5'-to-3' DNA helicase (gene PIF1). Gene Ontology annotation, molecular function: DNA helicase activity. The record is from RefSeq and is a predicted model, not a curated record. The transcript is spliced from 12 exons. NCBI's taxonomy places the organism in Eukaryota, Metazoa, Chordata, Mammalia, Diprotodontia, Phalangeridae. Gene Ontology annotation, biological process: telomere maintenance; DNA repair. Bases 16 to 1761 code for a protein of 581 amino acids.
GAACGGAGGGAGUUGAUGCUGCGCCUUCAGGGGACAGGUCGGUCCCGCUGCUUCCCACUUCGUAGUGCCAGACUUUUCACCAGAUUUGCGGCUGUUGGCCGAAGUGCCCUUCGGCUCAGCCCUGACUCUGACUCUGGCCUUAGCUCAGGUCCCAUCCAGCUACUGCUGUCUGACUGCCCACCAGACAGGCUGCGGCGCUUCCUACGGACCCUGCGCCUUAAACUGGCCACGGCCCCUGGCCCUGGGCCAGCUCCUUUCCGAUCCCGGCUGCUUGGCCCCCGACCUCAGAACUUCCAUACCAUCAGUCCUCUUCAACUAGAGAACCUGCAACGGGGGGAGGCCACUGGAGCUCAGGACACAACCCCUGUGAAGCGGCAAUGUGCGCAGGACAGAGACCAGUCUAAGGUGUCUUCUACCAAGGGCACAGUGCCUAGGCAUCGGCUCCAGCUUCCCUCCCCCAAGCCCCAGCUGUCCCAGGAGCAGGCCCAGGUGCUGAGCGCUGUGCUAAGUGGCAAGAGCAUCUUCUUCACUGGAAGUGCAGGGACAGGGAAAUCAUACCUGCUGAAGAGGAUCCUUGGCUCUCUUCCUCCAAAGGGCACAGUGGUCACAGCCAGCACGGGAGUGGCUGCCUGCCACAUUGGGGGUACCACCCUUCAUGCCUUUGCAGGAAUUGGCUCAGGAAAGGCCCCUCUUGCCCAGUGUGUGGCUCUGGCACAGAGACCCAGUGUUCGGCAGAGUUGGUUGAGCUGUCAGCGGCUUGUCAUCGAUGAAGUCUCCAUGGUAGAGGCAAGUCUGUUUGACAAGCUGGAAGCAGUGGCCAGAGCUGUUAGACAGCAGGACAAGCCCUUUGGGGGAAUUCAGCUCAUCAUUUGUGGAGACUUCCUGCAGCUGCCGCCAGUGACCAAGAAUAACCAGCCCCCCCAAUUCUGCUUCCAGGCAAAAAGCUGGAGGAAAUGUAUCCAGUUGACCAUGGAGCUGACUGAGGUGUGGAGACAGAGAGACCAGACUUUCAUCUCACUGCUACAGGCUGUUCGGCUAGGCAGGUGCACAGAUGACGUGACCCAGAAGCUAAAGGCCACAGCCAAACACAAAGUGGAGCGUGAUGGGAUCCUGGCCACAAGACUCUGUACCCACCAGGAUGAUGUGGCAUUGACCAAUGAGAGGAGGCUGCAGCUGCUGCCUGGCCAAGUCUACAGCUUUGAAGCUAUGGAUAGUGACCCUGACAUGGUCAGGACCCUCGAUUCUCAGUGUCCAGUGAGUCACCUCCUGCAGCUAAAGCUGGGGGCCCAGGUGAUGUUGGUGAAGAAUUUGGCAGUAUCUCAGGGCCUGGUAAAUGGAGCACGAGGGGUCGUGGUUGGAUUUGAAGCAGACGGUAGAGGGCUUCCCAGAGUGAAAUUCCUAUGUGGAGUCACCGAGGUUGUACGGACUGAGAGAUGGACUGUCCAUGGCCCUGGUGGUCAGCUCCUCACCAGGCAACAGCUGCCCCUCCGGUUAGCCUGGGCUCUGUCCAUUCACAAGAGUCAGGGCAUGACUCUCGACUGUGUGGAGAUUUCACUGGCCCGAGUGUUUGAGAGUGGCCAGGCCUAUGUGGCCCUCUCACGGGCCCGAAGCCUUCAGGGUUUGCGAGUGCUGGAUUUUGACCCCUCUGUGGUACGGUGUGAUCCUCGGGUGCUGAAGUUCUAUGCCUCUCUACGGGAGCAGGCUUAUCUGAAUGAGGAUGAAAACGAUUCAGAACAGGAGAAUAUAGACCCUGACAUCUGA